Molecule: messenger RNA, 4532 nt
Organism: Mizuhopecten yessoensis (Yesso scallop)
Lineage: Eukaryota; Metazoa; Mollusca; Bivalvia; Pectinida; Pectinidae
Product: 24-hydroxycholesterol 7-alpha-hydroxylase-like
Exons: 13
Coding region: 76-1521 (481 amino acids)
Biological process (GO): cholesterol homeostasis; bile acid biosynthetic process
Molecular function (GO): steroid hydroxylase activity; heme binding; iron ion binding
Source: RefSeq, a predicted model, not a curated record
UCAUUGUUAGGUAUUUGCGGAACACCUUGAGAUCUUUCCUUCGCAUGUGCAUGUGUGCGAGUAUAUACGAACGUCAUGGAUGCUCAAAGUCUGGUUUCAUUUUCACCGCCUAGCAGUAUGUUGUUACUUACCGGUAUUAUUGUGAUUUUGAUAUACUCAAUAUACAGAAUUGCCAAACCACGAUAUCAAAAAAACUUCCCACCUCUAAGACAAGGCUUGGUACCAUGGCUUGGAUGUGCUUUGGAAUUUGGCGUUGAACCACUUGCUUUUAUUGAUAAAAUGAGACAACAGAUGGGAGCCAUUUAUACCCUGUAUGUGGCAGGCGAGCGCCUCACCUUUCUCACUGAUGCUGACGAUUUUCACCACUUUUUUCAAUCUGCAAAUGUUGAUUUCCAGAAAGCGGUCCAAGAUCCUGUGCAGAAUAUUGCAUCAGUGAGUGAGGAGUCAUUUUUCCAGUUCCAUACAAAAGUCCAUGACAUGGUAAAGGGUAGACUGGCCUCUUCGAGGCUCGUGUAUUUUCAUGACGAUCUCUGCCAAGAGUUUGACAAGGAGAUUGAUGAAAUAGUGUCGAUUAAAGGUGCCUGUAACCUCCACCAAGUAGUUAGACAGUCCAUGUAUAAGGCUGUCAUCAAUAACUUGUUUGGGCCCGGAGUCCUCCCCACCACUGACAUGACAAAAUUCAAGAAUUUGGAAAAGAAUUUUGUUUUGUUUGACGAGUUAUUUGAGUAUGGAGCUCGUUUGCCUUCCUUUAUGAUUAGGGACUGGACUUCUUCAAAAUGGCAGUUAGUUGGGAUGUUUAAAGAUUUGUACAAAGGUAUUAAAAACAAGAAAAGGACUGAAAAUGAGACAGUUCUACAGACACUUCUAAAUCUGGUGGAUGAUAAACAUGCCCCUAACUAUGCCCUGCUGUUCCUGUGGGCGUCUCUGGCCAAUGCUGUUCCUAUAACCUUCUGGUGCCUGGUUUUUAUCUUAUCAGACCAGACUGUUUUAUCUAAAUUGAAAAGGGAGCUAGUAUCCACCUUAGGAACACUAGAGAAAGGCAAGGUAAGAAUCACAGAGGAGCAAAUCAAGGAGAUGCCAUACCUGAGAUGGUGUGUCCUGGAGGCAAUCCGUCUAAGACCUGUGGGUAUCAUAACCCGACGGGUUAUCAAGGCUUUCAAAGUUAAGGAAAUGGUGAUACCGGAGGGUGAUAUGUUGAUGUUAUCUCCUUACUGGGCCCAUCGCAACCCAAAGUAUUUCACUGCAAGUGAGGAAUUCAGGCCAGAUAGAUGGAAAGAUGCUGACCUGGAAAAGAAUCUAUUUUUAGAUGGGUUUGUGGCAUUUGGUGGUGGGAGGUACCAGUGCCCUGGAAGGUGGUAUGCCCAGAUGGAGAUACAGAUGUAUGUGGCUCUCUUCCUUCACAAAGUGGAUUGUACUGUACUCUCUGACCACGUUCCCUCACCGAGCACAAAGCAUUUGGUCGGAACCCAACAACCAGCAGAGCCUUUUCUAGUGGACCUUACGCUGAAACAGCCGUCAUAAACUGACGAAUCAAAUUCCUAGACACAUUGUUCCGCUGUGAUAACCAGCAGAGCCUAUUCUAGUGGACCUUACGCUGAAACAGCCAUUAUGAACAGACAAAUAUAAUAUAAGAAUUGAGAUGAUUAUGAAUUUCAUAUGAUUACAAAGUUUUUCAUUAUACUUCUACUUCUAAAUGGUACUGACCAACUUCUACAAUUCGAAGAUAAAAUGUCAGACGAGGAGUGAAACAUGGAAAGAGAUUGUUUUUAAAAGAUACGAGAUGGUCUAAUUCUAUGGGGUUGAUAGAUUUCGAUGAGGAAAUAUAAUUAUAUUGAAAUGAGAAUGGUGGUUGGUACAGAAGCAAAUACUGAGUAAUGGUGGUUUUAUUCAUGAACUACAUUCCAUUUUAAGAUCACAAAAAAGUAAAUCCUAAUAAUGAGUCAUUGUUACAAGCAAAUUGAUAAUAUUUUUCCUGUUUUUUUGGGGCAUUUUUAUUGAAAUGAAAAUCAAAGCAAUCCCUGUGAUAAUUUACCGCAAUCUGACAUAUUAACUAAUAUUUUAUAUUCAAUACCGGUAAAGUGUAAAAAUUAUGGUUUAUGUUUUUUACUUUUUUUUUUUCUCUUUCUUGUACAAGUAUAUAUAAAUAACAAUGUCUGUAUUUAAAUUUUUAUAUGUAAAUAUAUAUAUAUGUGACAUUGAAAUACAAGUCCCUGCCAUAAUUGUACUGUACGUAAUAUCAAAUAUAUGUAUUAGAUAGUACAUAUAUAUACAAUUUAUUGAAGGGAAUUUUUUUUAUUUUUUUUUUGAAGUUAAUUAUCAAUGAUGUAAGACUAACAUUAUAUUAGUGUUAUGCAAUUGUACACUAAUUACCUCCCUUUGACUUAUAUUACCCUAUUUUACCAGUGUAAUAUACAAUGGGUUAACAGCCCAACCACAUAUUUUUUGGCAUUUUUCCAAAUAGACCCAGAUUUACAUUACAAGAAACUAUGACAUGGUUCAGAUUUUGUUCAGUUUUGCUGCAUAUGACCAAAAAGAUAUUAGGCAAUUUUUCUAACAUCUGACCAGGACAUAUUAAAUGGUCUUAUUUUAAUACCCAUCCAUGGGGCAUGUAUUUAUUAAUUGGAAUAGCCCAAUUGUAAAACACACGUCAAAGGGUGUACUAAAAUUCAUCUUGAUUUUGCCAUAAUAUUGAGAUGUACGUGUGUUAUUUCAUGUUAAAUUAAGUCAGUCAAAUGAUUUCACACAUGUGAUUAGUGUAUUAAUUAAAUCGCGUGAUUCCGUAUUUAUAUUUUUGGAAGUUGAAUAUUGUUUUGAUCAUACAUGGCAUUUAAUUUAGAUAUUGCAGUACAUGCAGUGAAAGACAUUGCAGCCUUUCUAUCCAAAUUUUGAAUUACAUGUACUUUCAUUUUAGGAAACACCAUUAUAAAACUAUGCUAUUUUCUGUUUUGAUACAGAACUUGAAGUGAAGUCAGUCUGGUUUAUAAUCUGGCUGUCGCUAAGUGUCUACAUGUGUGCAGAUGUAAAUAUGAUAUUACAAAUGAUAUUUAAACUAACAUAUCUUAAAUUUUCAGUACCUUAAAAGCCAAAUGUUUUGCUGAAAAUUAUUUAUUAGAAAAAGCAUUCCAUGUCAUGAAAUACAAGUACAUAAUAUUUCAAUGACAUUAGUAUUGGCUGUUACUUUUAUCCAACAACCAGUUUCUGGUUUUGUUGGAGACAGAUUAACAAGAUAUGGUAUGCAUAUUCAUAAUAUAACAAUGAAUUGCAGUGUUAAUUAUACAUUUAUUGGCCAUGUGACAUGUGAAAUCUGAGGGAAAUCCCUACCCACAAGGGCAAUACAUUUUUUAUUAUAAUACAGAAAUGGAACAAUUAAACAAUAACGACUUUGAUCAGGCUAACAUCUGGAAAUGUUUAUACUUUAUAUAAAUUUGAUGUUAUUUGAUGUUUUGUAAAAUGAAGAAAGCAAAAAUAGUUCAGAAGAAAUGCUUUCAGUCAGGACUGUUUAUUUUAAUACGACAAAGCAAAUGAACGUGAAAUAUAUAAUUUUGAAGUCAUGCAGUAUUUGUGGAUGAAGCAUAUUUAAAUUAACAAAAAUUGAGUAUUUGUUUUAUCAUAAUUAUACAUAUCACAGAUUGUUCUCUAAAUAGACAUAGUAACAAGAAUGACACACAAACACGAACUGUACAGAAACUGUUAGAUAUCAUGGAUACAAUUGAACAUACUUAAGUUACAUUUUCUUAUCAAUAUGUAUAUAUUUUUGAAACACUGUUAGUUUAAAUGUUAAAAUCAAACUAGUUUUCGCUUGGAAUUACACAUUUCUAUUACGUUUGUAUUAGUAUGUUGAUUUAAAUCUUCUUGGUUAUUUAAGUUUAGUUUAAAUUUCAUUUUAUUCCUGUGAAUAGAAAUUGGGAAACAAGCGCUAACAUUUUACCUAUACACCGAUGGUUAUAUAAGUCAAUAAACUGAGAGUGAUCUUGACAUUGCCCUGGCUAUACUUAGAUAUAAAAGGUGAACCUAGCUGAUCAGAACAUGUAUUUAUUGGUGUAUCAAACUGUGCUACUACUGAUCAUACUGUUAACAGCUGGCUGUUGUAUAAGUACACCAUGUUUGUAAGUAAGUUUUUUUUUACUGCAUACUAGUAAAGUUUUGUUAACCUUGAUUUAUAAACCUUAGGUGGACUCAUGAUUGUCGCAUAUUGAUUUCAGUACUCCUAACAAAAUUCAGAAAACAAAGAUGAGAAAACUGGAUGAUGUGGUUUAAGGGUCCAUUGUACACUGACCUAUAUAAAAUAUUUCAAAAAUUAGAAUCGUUACAUUGAAAUCAAAUUGCUGAAUAUAUUCAUGAUAUUUAUGGAAUCUGUUUUAAUUCUGUAACCUGAAGAUUCAAAUAUGAUUUUAAACAUACACUUUAAUUAAAAAAUGUGCAAUGCUGUGUUAAAACAUAUCUGGUUGCAAUCUAAUCUACUACUGUAAGCGUUAUAUAUGCAUACUCAUCACACAUGCAUAGGUCAUCUUAACUCAUUAAAAGUUUGGUGC